AUGUCAUCUCUACUUCACUUGAAAUUAGAUGGAAUUAGAAGUUAUUGUCAUGUUGGUCAAGUAAAGGAGGACAAUAGAAGAGCAGCUUAAUAGUCGUAAUCAAUCUAUUUUAAGCAACCUCUCACUCUAAUUUGGGGUCAUAAUGGAAGUGGAAAGACAGUACCCAUUUAUAAUUAAAAUAGACAAUUAUUGAAGCACUCCGAACCAUCACUACUGGGAUGCAACCUCCUAAUUCCGAGAAGUAAACAACAUUUUCUAUUCACUUAGAGGCAGGAGUUUCUUAACAGAUAGUCAUUUGCUUGGAUAAAGCAAGACUGAUGCCUGUAUUGAACUUAGUUUUAAGUCCAUUAAUAAUCGUGAGAUUGUUGCUCGUAGACAUUUUAGUAUUGUAUAUGAUUCUCCAAAUUCUUGUAAAUUCUCUUCACUUAGAUCUACUUUAUAAACUAGAUCAUUGGAGACUGAUAAAUUAGAAACAUUGCAUUCCACUUGUGCCAAUAUAGAAAAAUAAAUUCCUUGUUUUCUAGGAGUUUCAGUACCUAUUUUGAAUAAUGUUCUCUUGUGUCAUCAAGAAGAAUAGCUCUGGAUGUUUAGUGACAAUUCAACAUUAAAGGGUAUUUUUGAUGAACUUUUUGAAACUACUGAUUUGGUUAGCAUUGAAGUUAGACUCAGGGAAUAACUAAAAGAAGCUGAAAGCAAGGCCAAAGUGCUUAUGGAGAAAGUGGAAUUCUCUAAAAGAGACAUGGAUGAUGGUCAAAGAUAGAGAACUAAUCUAUAAAAUUAGUUAGAAGAAAAAGUCUAGGAAAUUAAAAUAAUUCAAGACAUUAAUUCUUAAAUGAAUCAAAUAUAGAUUUCAAACAUCAAUUUCAAUAUCAUAUAACAGAGAAUGAGUGAAUGUGCCGAUUUGAUUGCCUGUAGGAAUUCUAUGUAAGAGAACAAAUUAUAAUUGCAAUUGGAUCAUAUCGACUUGAAUCAAUUAUCUUAAUAGGAUUUUGUGAUUUCAAGUCUCAAACAACUAGAAAUUGAAUUGAAAAGUGCCUAGGAUACUCUCAAAUCUACUGAAAUUAAUGUAGAAAAUAAAAAGAUCGAAUUAUAAGAACUACAAGUUGAUACUUCAAUAGAAACAUUGAAAUAAGAAGUUAAAUUAAUUAGAGACUCCAUCAGGUCUCUAUUUAUGUUCUCUAAUAAUAUUUCUGAUGAAAAUUUGUUAAAGCAAGUUAAAGAGAAGAUAUCUUAUAAUAAACUUGAAUAAUCGUCAGAGUAAUAGACUUAACAAGAAAUGCAAUCUGCCUUUUAAACUAAGAUAUCUAAUUUAAAUGAGAAGAAAUAGAAAUGUCUAAUUGAAGUUAGGAUAAAUGAGAAUCAAAGAAAUGAACAACUUAAAUUAAAAGAUUAAAUGAACAAAGAUAUUAAAAAUAAGGAAUUAUUACUCUAAUAAUUAACUUUCCAAAAGAGGUAGGCUGAAUAAUAAGAAGUGUAAAUUAAGGAGAAGCUAAAGUUAAAAUAAGAGUUUGAAUAAAUCAACUAAGAUCUUAUUGAAUGCUAUGAUAUCACAUAAAAGAAUUCACAAAUUAGCUCGUACCAGGAGAUAGUUAAGAAAAUAUCAGAAUUAGAGGAGAAUAUAUCCUCAAAAUCGACAUAAAUUGAUUUAUUAAUUAGGGAAAAUGGAUGGAGAGCAAUGAUUAAAUUAAAUGGAUCAAAGCUAGAGCGAGACAUCUCUAUUUCAAGAUGUGAAGAGUCAAUUAAAUAAAAGAUUUAAGCAAUUAAAACUUAAAUGGCUAAGGAUUAAGCAUAAAUUAAAAUAUUAAACGAUCAAAAAGAAGAAUUGAAAAAUCAAUUAUCUAUCAAUAAAGCAAUUAAAUAUGAUCCUUUUGAAUUGGAAAACGUAAAAAGAUAACUUAGAGAAGUCAAAGAAAACAAAAUAAAAUACAUCUUCAAUCAAACGGAGUUUAUUGAUCAAUAUGUAUAUAUAAAUAAUUAUUAAGAUUACUAGUUCCAAACAAUCUGGAAAAUGCUUAUUAUGUCUUAAACCUACAGAUUAAAGUUGCUUUGAACUAUUAAAGCAUAGAGUCCAACAAAAUUUACCUAAAACUAAAUCUAAAAUUAAUGAAUUUGAACUUUAAAUCAAUAGUCUAAAGGCUGAAAAAGAGAAGAUUAAGUAAGGGAUUCAAAAUAAUCAACAUUUAGAAAAAAUUAGAUAAUUAGAUUCACAAAUAGCAGAGAUUUAGGCAACUUAAAGAGAUUCAGUUAAUAAUGAUUCUCUGUUGUAACUGGAAAAAAAUCUAUAGGAUAUUACGGUAUUGAGACAAUUACUUGGGAAUGAAGAAGAAACCCAAAAGGAAUAAUUGUUAAUUCAAAAAAUAUAAAUGGAAAAAGAGAAUUCAUUUUUGAAAGGUUCUUUAAAAUUAACAAAUAAUCCUCAUAAUUAAAGCUAACUUUAGAAAGCUAAAAUGGAUAUUCAAAAUAAACUUAAGUAAUAUGAGGGUUUACAAGAGAAUUAUGAAAAUCCAAAAUAAUUACAAGAUAGUAUGCUAAGAAUUUAAACCGAGUUGAAUCAAUUGAGAUUGUAGAAUUAAAAAAUAGUGAUAUAAGACUUUGAUGAUAAAUCAUAUGAGAUCACAUAGAUAGAAUCUCAGCUGAAUUAAUUAGAAUUAGAACACAAGUUGCAGUAUGAUCAAUAUAUGGAAUCUAUUCUAAACAAGAAACAGCUCUUGAAUAAUUUGGAAGCAAUAUAACCUUAAUUCGAAUAGAAAAUAUUAAAGAAAUAAGACUUGAUGAAUAAAAGUAAGAAUAACUAUAAAUAUGCCGAUUACAUAUAAAAAGUAUAAUUGGAAAUCUAAAAUGAGACCGAUAAAAUGAAGCAAUUAGAAUUAGAUAUUCAUUAAAAGCAAUAGAAGCUAAAAUAAUAUUAAGAAUUAUAAGAUUACAUAUAAAAAUUAUAAAAGUGGUAAGACCUAGAUCAAGCAGAAGAGAAAUUAAAUGAGCAGAUAGAGAUUCUACAAUAAGAAAUUCAAAAGUUAUAAGAUGAGUAUUAAUCAUAACAAUUAAAUAUAUCGAAAAAGGAUAAAUUUAGAUUAGAAUAUGAUCUGAGAAGGUCGAAGUUAGAAUAAAGCUUUUAAUCAGCUUUGGAAUUAAAAAAGGAUAUCAAUAGAAGAUAUGAUGGAUCAGAACAAAAAAGACUUGAAUUAUUAUGUGAAUAUGUGGCAACUUAAUAAUUUAUAAGUGAUUUAAAAAAAUAUUUAUAAAUUUUAGAAGCUACAAUGCUUGAAUGUCAUGGUUAAAAAAUGAAAGAAAUCAAUAAAUAUUUAUUUGAUACUUGGCAGGUAUUAAUUUAUUUUUAAAGAUAGAAAAUCUACAACGGGUAAGACAUUAAAUUCAUAGAAGUAAAAUUCGAUGAAAUUCCAAAUUAAAAGAAGAUCUCAAAAAAAUAUAAUUAUAGAUUGGUGAUGAGAACAAUGAAUAAUACAGAAAUAGAUAUGAAAGGGAGAUGUUCUAUGGGUUAAAAGAUGCUUGCAUCAAUAGUCUUUAGGAUGGCAUUGGCGGAAUGUUUUGGUAGUAAUUGUUGUUUUUUGGCACUGGAUGAGCCAACAUCUAAUUUGGAUAGAAAACAUAUAAAAAGUAUUAAAUCAAUGUAAUAAAUUAGCAUUGGCUGAACAACUUAACUCAUUGAUAGAAUUGAUGAAAUAACAUGAAUAAUAAAUUUAAUUGAUAAUAAUCACUCAUGAUAUGGAUUUAGUGAAACUAUUAAAAAGACAUUCUGAAUCUUAUUACAUGAUAAGUAAAAAGGAAAAUGGUUUUUCUGGAAUUGAGGAAAGGAAAAUUGAGGAACUUAAAUGA
This is a messenger RNA of Paramecium octaurelia, 3834 nucleotides long. The record is from the annotation of a GenBank genome assembly. NCBI's taxonomy places the organism in Eukaryota, Ciliophora, Oligohymenophorea, Peniculida, Parameciidae.